This is a messenger RNA of Cladophialophora psammophila CBS 110553, 1017 nucleotides long. RefSeq lists its product as uncharacterized. NCBI's taxonomy places the organism in Eukaryota, Fungi, Ascomycota, Eurotiomycetes, Chaetothyriales, Herpotrichiellaceae. The transcript is spliced from 3 exons. The record is from RefSeq and is a predicted model, not a curated record. The coding region runs from base 1 to 1017 and encodes 338 amino acids.
AUGACGGCCAGCGAGAAGUUGAUCGUCAUCAUCGGUGCAACUGGCACGCAAGGGGGCUCAGUUGUUGACGCCUUUCUCGAACUACCCGGCUGGAGACUUCGAGGUGUCACGCGUCAUGCAUCAGGAUCGAAAGCCCGGAAAUUGGCAGCCCGGGGCGUUGAGAUCGUUGAAGCAGAUCUCGACAACUCGGAAUCACUUAUACGUGCAUUUAAUGGAGCUCAUGUCAUAUUUGGAGUGACUGACUUUUGGAGGCCGCUGAGCGACCCAAAUCUCAACAAACAUCGAAAUCGAGGACAAGACCUAAGCCAGUGGGGUUAUGAGUAUGAGCUUCAACAGGGAAAAAACAUAUUCGACGCAGCAACCAAAAUACACACCUUGGAGCGUUUCGUUUUCUCUACAAUUGCCGACGUGGCUGAACAUAGUGAAGGAAAGUACACUGGUGCCUAUCACGCAGAUACAAAAGCGCAUGCGGAGCGAUAUGGAAGACAAAGAUACCCCGAGCUUUGGAAGAAGACCAAUACUAUUCAAAUUGGUGUAUAUUUGUCAAAUUUUGCAGAACUUUCCACAGAGAUGCCUAAGAAAGAAUCAGACGGGUCUUUCAGCUUCGUCAGCCAGUUUGCUGUUGAAACUCCACUCCCAUUGAUUGCAGCAAACGAGGAUACUGGUCUACUAGUGAAAGCCUUGCUCAAUGAGCCUCCGGGGACAAAACUCAUAGGCUACAGAGCCUGGAUGACAUUCGGAGAAUUUGUCGAGAUAUGGAGUAAAGUACUCAAUGUCAAAGCCAAAGUCACUACAAUUCCCAUCAGUGACGUGUUAGACAAGAUGCCAGGGGACCUGGAUUCUGGCGUCAGAACAAUGUUGGCAGAAGGCAUGGCAAAUAUGACAGAGUUCGGGUACAAACUACGAGAAGAUCCCGCUUUGACACAGCCUUACGAACUGCGACAUCAGCCUCAACUAGGUAGCGUGGAAGAAUGGGUGAGGAAGCAGGACUGGUCUGCAGUGCUGAACAAUGAAUAA